Ectocarpus siliculosus is the source of this 1851-nucleotide messenger RNA. The record is from the annotation of a GenBank genome assembly. NCBI's taxonomy places the organism in Eukaryota, Phaeophyceae, Ectocarpales, Ectocarpaceae.
ACAACAACAACACCCCUUCUCCUUUUAGCAAGCACCGAACACCAUGGCGGACCAACUGACCGAGGAGCAAAUCGCUGAGUUCAAGGAAGCCUUUAGCCUCUUCGACAAGGACGGCGACGGCACCAUCACGACCAAGGAGCUCGGUACGGUCAUGCGUUCGCUGGGGCAAAACCCCACCGAAGCCGAGCUUGCAGACAUGAUCAACGAGGUGGACGCGGAUGGAAACGGAACUAUCGACUUCCCUGAGUUCUUGACCAUGAUGGCACGGAAGAUGAAGGACACGGACUCCGAGGAGGAGAUUCUUGAGGCGUUCAAGGUGUUCGACAAGGACGGGAACGGUUUCAUUUCGGCAGCAGAGUUGCGCCACAUUAUGACGAACUUGGGGGAGAAGCUUACGGAUGAGGAGGUGGACGAGAUGAUCCGUGAGGCGGAUAUCGACGGCGAUGGGCAAAUCAACUACGAGGAGUUCGUGAAGAUGAUGAUGUCCAAGUAAUGUGGAACACCAGCAGCAAGAGGAGGCGGGAGAAGAAACGAAGGAAGACAAAAAAGAAGCAUUCGUGGCAGCAGAGAAAGAAAGCGUAUUUCCUUGAGCGGCGGAACUAUCCUGUAGAGGGAAGGUUCUCAAAGCGGGGGAGAACCGGGUACAUCAUUUUCUGCUUAGGGUGUAACACAAGAAGUGAGCAGCAGCAGCAGCAGCAAGCAGUAGAUCGGAAGGAUGGAGCGGUUCGGGUUGGGAUCGUACCUACGGCAUUGUCUGUUUAGGUAGAGGGGGCGUGGUAAGAACAAUAAUUACUUCUUGGUUGAGGAGUCGCAAAUCGUGGCAGUAGAAGACACGGAGAAGAAGAACGCGCCCCGCGCGUGCAGAUGAAAAGUCCGAAGCGAUUCGGACACUGAAGAAAAAUAUAUAAAGGUUUUUUCCGUGUCUUCUCUGUUUGUUCUUUUUUUCUCUCUUUUUUUGGAAAGGGAUUUUUUUUCCGGCUUUUUGGGGCUCAAGAAAAAAAAUUCCCCCACGGUUAGGAAACCCGCCGGUUUUUCCGGUCGCAAUACCGUGGGUCACCGUUUUCGGUUCUGUUUAUCCGAGAGAGAAAAUGUUUGACAAGCAAGCGGUCCAAUGUUAGGGGCAGUGGAACGAUUUUUGUAAAGGGCGGGCGGGCGGUCGCGCGUGGGCGGCGUGUGUGUUUGGAGAAACAAUGAUGAUUUGGCUAUUUUUGCGAGCACGACUCGGUUUUAGCGGGGGUGCGGUGGACAGUGGCGACGCCGCCGCGCUUGCGGCUAUGGUUUGUUUGCAUUGGAACAGUCAACGUUUAUGUACGGAUUGUGAACGUGGUGUGUGGUGUGAGGUUGUGGUAGCGGCGAGAGACUCUUGAAAUUGGCGCGCGGCCGUCGUCUUUUUUUGAUACAAGAAUUUCAUGAAUAUCAAAAAGUGGUGCGUGCGUGUUUGAGAAAGAUUGCCGCUGUCCCCCGCCACCCCGUCCCUGUCCGCAUGGCCUUGUCCGCACGCGGAAAGAACGAACGAACGAAUUUCGUAAGUUGGUUGUUCGACGCGAGGUAUCUAGCUCUUGUCUGUCUUUUUUUUUCUCACGUAGGUUGUUUUCGUGAGCGUUUGCUUCAUUAGGCUUUCUGUAAUUACUUUUUUUGUGGGGGUGUUUUCUCACCUCCCCCCAUGAAACCUCCGCCCCUCAUGUUUUUGGUAAAAGCCUAUGCUAUCGGACGGAACGGGAAUUUCGAUUCCUUGCGUACAGACAAGAAAUCGAAAAUUAGAGAGAAAAGAGAGAGAGGCAGCAGGCAGGCGUGGUCUUUUUUUUUCUUGUUUUUUUUCUUGUUGUCCUUGGAUGCCCCCCCCCCCCCCCC